CGACCUGAGCAGUGAAAUCACAGCGGGCUGGAGCAGGUGGCGUUUCGGUGAUUUUCUCAGGAGGGUCAGCCCACUGCGGUUCAGUAUCUGGAGGAGCCGAAUCUGCCCGGUAACAGCAUGGCUGAGCAGCGGUCUGAAAAGCACUGCUGGGUGUGUUUUGCCACAGAGAGGGAUGACCCCCGGGCGCAGUGGCUGAGCCCCUGCAGGUGCAGAGGAAGCACUAAAUGGGUCCACCUGUCCUGCCUGCAGUACUGGCUCGACACAAGGCUGAGGAUGAGCCAGCGACAGCCAAUCAGGUGUCAGCUGUGUGAGGCGACGUACGCCGUCAUCUUCCCCCGAAUGGGUCUGCUGGUGGACUUCCUGCGGGUGGUGGACAGGACUCUGACUGCGAUGGGGCCGUACGGGACCUUGGGGCUGUUGGUUGGGUCUGUGUACUGGUCGGCUCUGACCUACGGCGCUGUGACGGUCGUGCAGGUGAUGGGCCGUACGAAGGGUCUGCUGCUGAUGAGGCGAGCCAGCCCUCUGCUCCUGCUCUCCGGCCUGCCCUCCAUCCCUGUGCUGCUCGUCCUGGGGAAAACCGUCCGCUGGAACGACUACAUCAUGAAGCUGUGGCGGAAACAUUGGUACGAACCCCAGCUACCCCCAGGUAACAGUCGGUACCUGCCCCCCAUCCCUGUGGAUGAGCCCAGAGUACAGCCUCAGUACCUGACCUCCAGGAAUCUGUGCGGCGCGCUCAUGUUUCCCUCCAUCGCCGUUCUGACCGGGCGGCUGCUGUUUCCGUCCCUGACCUCUCACCUGCAGCGCGCUUUACUGGGAGGCGGUGCCUACGUGCUGCUCAAAGGCGUGCUGAAGGUGUAUUUCAAACAGCAACUGUUCAUCAUGCACGCCGGCCGACGCAUCCUCAACUACUGCGACGUGAAGAGGAAGCAGCCGCUGGAAGCCGGAGAGUCAGAGGGCGCCGUGGAUUAGAGCCAAGGGAGGCGGGACCCUGACAUGAUGAUGGACUGUAACCUGACCCUGAAGAAGCCUGCUGCUGUUGUAGGUUUGAAAAGCUUUAUUGCUGUAACUGAAACUCCUGAGCAGCUCUGAGUACGACCGCAGCACCACAGAGCAGCCGCCUCUGCCUCAAACAGCUCCGGGCGGUUUCAGAAAGCGGCUCUCUGUAAACCAGACUGUAACUGCACGCGCUCAGGCAGUCAGUGCUCGGAAAAGGAGCUGCUGUUUAUAUUUCUGUUUUUAAUAAAGCUGUUUUUAC
Archocentrus centrarchus (flier cichlid) is the source of this 1255-nucleotide messenger RNA. RefSeq names its product E3 ubiquitin-protein ligase MARCH5-like. Gene Ontology annotation, molecular function: zinc ion binding. The transcript is spliced from 7 exons. The record is from RefSeq and is a predicted model, not a curated record. Lineage: Eukaryota; Metazoa; Chordata; Actinopteri; Cichliformes; Cichlidae. The coding region runs from base 118 to 969 and encodes 283 amino acids.